AUGACUGUUUGGAUCAUAUCAGGCAAAAAGUCAGGCCUUAAACCUCAAAAGGCUUGCAAUAACAUUAUAACAAUUGAAGAAUGUGUGGGACCAUCAGUCGCAUGUCAUUCAUACAGAAUAUUUGCGCCAUGGGGAUCAGCAUCAUAUUCAGUGCAGAUUUCGUUGAUGUCAUCAUUUGAUUUUUAA
Clunio marinus is the source of this 186-nucleotide messenger RNA. The record is from the annotation of a GenBank genome assembly. Lineage: Eukaryota; Metazoa; Arthropoda; Insecta; Diptera; Chironomidae.